Molecule: messenger RNA, 597 nt
Organism: Gregarina niphandrodes
Lineage: Eukaryota; Apicomplexa; Conoidasida; Eugregarinorida; Gregarinidae
Product: putative adenylate kinase
Exons: 1
Coding region: 1-597 (198 amino acids)
Cellular component (GO): nucleus; cytoplasm
Molecular function (GO): AMP kinase activity; ATP binding; ATP hydrolysis activity
Source: RefSeq, a predicted model, not a curated record
AUGGGGCGUACGUUACCAAAUGUGUUGGUCACGGGUGUGCCCGGAGCCGGGAAGACGACGUUGGCCGAGGCGUUGGAGACGGCCUGGCAGGCGGAGCGAGUGGAUGUGGCCAAGUUGAUUCAGGAGCAGCACCUAUACAGUGAGUUUGAUACGGAGAGGAACUGCACGGUCUACGACGCAGACGCGGUAUACGACGAGUUGGAUGCUUUGGUGGCAAGCGGCGGCGUCAUCGUUGACUUCCACUCAGUCGAUUUCAUGGCCCUCAGACGCUGGUUCGAUCUCCUCGUCGUCCUCCACGUGCCCACCGACGUGUUGUGGGAGCGACUCGAAAAUCGCGGCUACAACGAGGCUAAGAUUGCCGAGAACGUCGAGUGCGAAAUCAUGCGGGAAAUCGAUAAUGAAGUCGAAGAAUACUUUGUCGAAACGCAUACCUGUCAGUUCCAAAAACAUGAUUUAAUUACAUUAAUCCAAACCACCACUCCCCCAAGUGACCUCGAACCACAUGUCUGUGUAAUCGAAAUCAACGAACAUCUUCAACCCAACCUCCAAGACAUCGUCGAUAAACUCACCCACUGGAAGAACAAACAUUUCACGUAA